Molecule: messenger RNA, 1563 nt
Organism: Priapulus caudatus
Lineage: Eukaryota; Metazoa; Priapulida; Priapulimorpha; Priapulimorphida; Priapulidae
Exons: 5
Coding region: 133-1179 (348 amino acids)
Source: RefSeq, a predicted model, not a curated record
UGGAAUGCAACGAAUGUUGAACAUAGAAUAGAGUUCAACUAGAAUAUUUACAUAGUCGUUUUACUUGAUCGUUUACUAGAUCGUUUUACUUUUUCUGCAGUCCGGUUUCUGUCUGUCGUGAGCGCCGACGAAAUGCGCAGAUCCAUCGCAUACGCGUUGAUCGCUGUUAUUUUAUUGGAUCUAUUUCUGUGCAGCUACGUAGAUGCCUGGGGAUCAUAUAAACGUAAAUAUGGAACCAAGACUAGAAGUAGAAAUAGAAAUCGGAAUAGAGCAACCGCAAGAAAGAGCAGCAAUGCUCGCAGAAGAAAUGGUUUAACCCGUGCAAGUAUCGCAGAACGGCUACGUCGGUGGAAGUUAAGCAUGGCUAAAAAAGAAGUAGUAACGACGACCACACCGGCUAAUCCAAUCCUUCCGACCAUUCAUCCUUACGGCAAGUACUGCACAGAUGGACCACUCGUAGACGUCUCAGAUGGAGCAUUGUGGAAGCAUCUUAUGGAAAUAGACAGCGGGUCUAAAAUCAAAACUCCUGAUCUGGCAAAAAUACACCUCACCAACGACACGCUCAUCGACCCAAAAGCCAAGUGUGCAGGAGUGGGACAGAACAAGGCACCCGUCUACAAGUAUUCAAAGUCUGCUGUCGAGAUACACUUCCCAUCCAUUUCGACAGUUAAGCGCAUUGAAAUGAAGGUAUGCCAAGAGAAUAGUGGUCCCAAGGGAGCGUUUUACGUGUCCACGCCAAGGCAGAUUUCCCUGUCAUACUUCAAUCAGAAGGAUCAAUGGAUUGCCCGCACAAAGUCCGGAUCAUAUUUGACCUAUACCCUACCAAAACCCAAGCGUCUAAAAGGGACUACAAGCGGCUACAUACAACCCGCCGACUACAUCCGACGCUGGCCAAACUCUCAGCAUGUCACCUUGAAGGUGGCCCUCACGACUCGAGCAAUCCGCGUCAGCGUCAAUCGCUACUGGGGACGACAGCCGUGGCUGCAGCUGCGCAUCCUCGGGUGUAGCCACGCCGACCAGUUCGAAUAUCUCGAUCCGGAAUAUGACUACGGCGACUACGGCGCAAACUACGAGGAUAAGGAGGACGAGGUAGAGGCCUAUGACGUCCAGUCUGGUGAAGACGAGGGCAUCAUGAACUACUACGACGUGGACCUCGAUGGGGAAACCCCGGAACUAUAACACGCCUGUCGUCAACCACACAUCCAAAACUUUAAAUAACUACGUGGUAAAAUCACAACUUCAUACAAAAACUUUCUUUUUAUGGUCCAACUUAAAAGCCUAGCGUCGAUGAAAUUAGCAGAUGAACUAUCGAAAGUUUUACAUGCUACGCAAUAUUUGAUUACGUCACAUUGCGCGCCAUGCGUACAUGUUUAUAAAUGAAAUUAGAACCAGCAGAAAUCACACUAAAAACAACGGGAAGGUAAUUUUCACGUUUUCAUCCUAUGCUAAGAGCGAGCUUGAACAACAAUAGAAAAAUAUCAUUUCUCACAACUGGAAAAGUUAUCUAAUAUAUACAAUAGAACAUCCAAAUCCUUUCAAAAAUAAACAACAAUUUAAAUAAAA